CCUCCCUCUGCAUGUUCUUCCCUCGUCCUGCAGGAAUAGUCUUUCCUCCUCCACCGCUGCAGCCCGGCAUGUCCGCAAACUGAGAGCGUGAGCGGUGAGACACGGAGAAAGACACAAGCCAGCCUUUAAGACACACGGCUUGUAUUUUGCGCCUUCCCUUUGAAGGAGAGAAGAUUUUAACACCGCGACGAAGCUUUUAGAAGGGACUUGGACGAGGAUCAAAAACAAGGUCUGUCCCUGUAACGCGACCACUGAAGGAGGAGAACACAGAACUGCUUCAUCAUGAAUUUUGUAAUGAAAGCUGCGCUGGGAGGAGGCCCUCCUGAUGUUGGCAAAAUGCUUGGUGGGGAGGAAAAGGAAGAGGACCCUGAUGCAGCGAAAAAAGAGGAGGAGAGACAGGAGGCACUGAGGCAGCAGGAGGAGGAGAGGAAGGACAAAUAUGCCAAGAUGGAGGCUGAGAGGGAAUCGAUGAGACAAGGCAUCAGAGAUAAGUAUGGCUUGAAAAAGCGUGAAGAGGCCGAGGCUGAGGCAGCAGCUGCCCAAGAAGAGUCUGCAGCGGGCAGCUUGACUAGACCUAAGAAGGCUGUGCCAGCUGGCUGUGGUGAUGAGGAGGAGGAAGAAAGCAUCAUGGACACAGUGAUGAAAUACCUGCCAGGCCCACUGCAAGACAUGCUCAAGAAGUAAGCUAGGUAGCUAGCUAACACUAUCUAGCUUAGUUCACAGGCUACAGUUACUUUAAUUUUGUUUUUCUCCUUUUUCAAACACAUCUAAACAAAUAACAUGAAGUUACAUUUUGGCAAGGUGUUAUGUUGUUUGGCAAGUCAAGGUUUUGUGAUGAAGAAAUGCACCAACAGUGUGAACUGCAGCCAUUGGACUAAGCUAGGCUGGCUUACCGGCCAUGUGAACGUUAGUUAUGUUAGAAAGCUAACAGCAAGCAGAGGGCAAAGACAAAUGUUAGACGAUUUAUCCUUCUAGUCUGAGAAGUUUUAAACUCCCUUUUCUGUCCCCUGCAAGGGAUGCAAAAGCUUUCUUGCACCACUGGAAAAUAAUACCCUUGUACACCAUAUUCAUUCAGUUUGUACAUAAAUAAGGCAGUGCAUAACAACCCUCCAUGUGGGCAAAAAAACAAUCAAAAAUAUUAUAUAUUAAAAAUAUUAUUCUGUAUGUCUG
Messenger RNA from Pundamilia nyererei, 1170 nucleotides. It is a transcript of the gene cplx2a, whose product is annotated as complexin 2a. Lineage: Eukaryota; Metazoa; Chordata; Actinopteri; Cichliformes; Cichlidae. Gene Ontology annotation, cellular component: SNARE complex; terminal bouton. The coding region runs from base 283 to 684 and encodes 133 amino acids. Gene Ontology annotation, molecular function: syntaxin binding. The transcript is spliced from 4 exons. The record is from RefSeq and is a predicted model, not a curated record. Gene Ontology annotation, biological process: regulation of neurotransmitter secretion; neurotransmitter transport; synaptic vesicle exocytosis.